This is a messenger RNA of Cutaneotrichosporon cavernicola, 5280 nucleotides long. RefSeq lists its product as uncharacterized. Gene Ontology annotation, molecular function: DNA binding; DNA-directed DNA polymerase activity; nucleotide binding. Gene Ontology annotation, biological process: double-strand break repair via homologous recombination; error-prone translesion synthesis. NCBI's taxonomy places the organism in Eukaryota, Fungi, Basidiomycota, Tremellomycetes, Trichosporonales, Trichosporonaceae. Bases 1 to 5280 code for a protein of 1759 amino acids. The record is from RefSeq and is a predicted model, not a curated record. Gene Ontology annotation, cellular component: zeta DNA polymerase complex; nucleus. The transcript has 2 exons.
AUGUCAACUCAAGGUGGUCCGGAGGGCGAGAGCGCCCUCCGCCUCCGGAUCACCCACAUUAUGAGCUCGCAGGCCCAUCCCCUCGCCUCCCUCCGUGCCGACUACGUUCCCCCAACGCUACCGACCGCCGUGCCGCCCGGCGUCGUGCCGUCCUCUUUCCCCGUCCUCCGAAUUUUCGGGACGACCACCUCAAGGCAAAAGAUAUGCGUCAACGUCCACCUGGCCUAUCCGUACUUCUACGUCCCGUUCCCCAUGGACAGCAUGGACCCGCUGCGUCCCGAGCGCGUCGUACGCCUAUGCCAGCGCUUCGCGGUUUCGCUGAACCACGCCAUCUGCCUCGCGAUACGGCAGAACCCGACUGGUCCUUCAGCCAUGGGCGCCUUUGCAGGUGGCACUGACCCGCGACAUCUGCACGUUCUGUCGGUCGUUCUGGUGAAGGGCAUCCCGUUCUACGGGUACCACGUCGGAUACUCGUACUGGCUCAAGGUGAGCCUUGCCAACCCUAACCGUAUGCGGGUGGCAGUCGAACAGCUCCACAAGCCCGUCGUCUUGGGCAAGGUGUGGCAGCCUCACGAGGCGCAUCUCUCCCACGUCCUGCAGUUUAUGUGUGACUUUGACCUGUACGGCUGCGGGUGGCUCGACCUCUCCGGCGGCCUGUUCCGCCAUCCUCUCCCCGAGGUCGGGGAGGAGGAUCCUCCCGGCUGGCUCACGUCCGAGACGAUUCCGUCCCACAUGGCUUAUUCACCCAACAUCUCCCCGCCGCGAGAUACUUAUUCCUCCCUCGAGAUCGAUGUUCUCCCGCACCAGAUCUUGAACAGGUACCGCCUCGCCGAGCGGCCGCUGCACCAGGACUUCAUUGAACUCCUACACCAGCCGCUGCAUCCCGAGGAGAAGCUCGUGCCGGCCAUGAAGGAGCUUUGGGAGGACGAGCGGCGGCGACGAGCUGCCAAAGGCCUGGGAACCAGCGAGGCGGCCUUGCUCCCCGUAUCGGGUGGAGGUCGGGGCCGUUCCAUGGCCGAGCUGGGGUACAAGGUUGAUGGGUCGGAUGUCGAAAACCAUGGCGGCGACUGGAAGAUCUCGCCGGAACUCUGGGAUAUCCUCGAGGAACGAAUGUCGGUGGAGCGACGCCGUCGAAGCCGCCUCACGUUUGACCAGGUGAGCCACGCAUUGCAGACCGGAGCGAACGGAGAGCGGAAGAAGUACGACCGGUGGAUUAUGACUGCGUUCGAGGCUGUUUCGGCUGGCUGGCCCAAGCGCACACAGACCCAGAAAACACAGAGGAUAAGAAGCUCGCCACCGAGUUCGCAAGCCCCACCGAGUCCUCCACCAGAGGAGGAGGAGGAGCACAACCCCUUCGAGUUUGCGACGCAGGCGUCACAGGAGCACGUCGAAGCUGAGGUUGACGCCACCCAAGUCCAGGAAGAUGAUGGAGAGGAGGCAGAGCCAGGUGAGAGAGAGCACCUCAUGGCUGUAAGGGAGGCCGAGGCGUUCCGCGCAACCCAAGUGGCGAUCGGCGACGACGACAUCACGCGCUUCCUGAAGACGCAGGUAGGGGAGAGCCGCGUCUCCACGCCAGCGCUGGACACCUCUCCCAGCAAGUCAGGUAGCUCGGCUCGGCGGCGGGCGAUCGAGGAGGCCGGCUUCGGCGACCUAAGCGCCCUCGCCAUGUCGCCUGCCCGCCUCUCCUCCCCGAACCCUUAUGCGCCAAGUACGCCUACGCGGCAGAAUGGUGGUAGCACGCCCCGCUCCCUCGUGCGUAAUUUCUUUGCUCAACACUCGUCGCGUGUCGCCACGCCAACCAAGCCGAGACUCUCACCCAACACCGUCGUGCUCCCCGAGACCAGGCGGUCGUUUACGGCGUGGACACCAAGCCCCCAGGAGGCAGAGUCAAGACCCGUCCAACAUAAAGAGGAGGAAGACCACGUCCCGAUGCUCACGGAGAUCAAGGCGUGCAAGACGCCAGAGCUGCCGCCGCCUAAUGCGCAACCGUCGCCUCUCAUCCCUUUCUCAACGCUCAAGCAUGCGCUAUCGCCUACCCUGCUCACCAGAAGACCCGGCCCGUCGCCGACGAUGCUGAACACCGCGGUCGACGCUACACCAACACAACAACGCCUGAACGCGGCUGACGCCCACGCGACACAGCGCCCGACGAAGCGCGUGCGUCUUUCUAGUCCUACCCAGCCUUUUCCUGCCCUUGCCAAUCCGAGUCAGUCUUCCCAGACCUGCCAUUCCUCUCACAAGUCCCAUCCGUCCCACCCCUCACAUCCCUCUCGCCCGUCCCAGUCUUCCCAGCCCCACCCCAGUGGUGGAGAGACGUCCAAUUCGUCGGGGCCAGACCUCGCCUUGGACGCGUGGACGUUCGCAGACGCACCACCACCCAAACAACACGUCGUUGAGUCCAUGGCAUCCUAUGGACUUGACACGGUCGAGUAUCCGACCCCGUUUUACUCGAAUCCCGCGGACGUGCCACCACGCCCGAAGCAGUUCGCAGGGCGGGUGUUUAAUGUCAAGACCAACACUGUGGCUGAGCUGCCACCAUUUGAGGGCGAGGCGACACCGCGGCACUGGCUCCGUACACGGCGUGCAGAGGGCGAUAGGGGGAGCUCGAAACGUGGCUGGGAGUAUGGCGCGCCUCCACCCUGCAAGCGAGUGGUUGUCGACUGGUGUGCGAAAGAGGAUGCCGAGGAAGCCAGGAUCAAACUCGCUGCAUCGCAGCUCGCAGGCCCCACUCAGAAGAACAAGUACGGCUUCAAGCUGACGCAGAGACUCGCACGGCGCGAGCAGCAGAACAUGAGCGUGCUUCUGCUCGAGGUGUUCGGUGAGCUCCCGCUCGCAGAUGUUCAGCUGACAUCAGCGCCCUCCCGCGGGCAACUCCUCCCGGACCCGGCUGAGGACGAGAUGGCUGCCGUCUUCUUUUGCUUCCAGAACGAUGAUGAGUCGCUACCGGACACCGUGAACCAUACAGGAUAUCACGCUGGGUAUGUGCUCGUCGGAAGUGAGCAGACCGCCGAACGACGGGCGCGCCUCGACGGCAUCCCGUGCUUCUACGUCGAGAGCGAGCUUGACCUGAUCAACUGGGUGAUCGACACCGUUCGCCAAUGGGAUCCGGACGUGCUCGCGGGGUGGGAACUGCACAACGCAUCGUGGGGGUAUCUGGCGGCCCGCGCGUCGCAGGGGUUUGGCACAGACUUUGCCGACGACAUCUCACGGCUUGUCUCAAGCAAUGGGCCGAUCCGGAAAGACGCGUACUCGGAGCACCAUACAAGCGUGUUCAAGGUCGCCGGGCGGCACGUGUUAAACAUCUGGCGCAUCUUGCGCUCGGAAGUCACGCUGAAUAUCUAUACGUUCGAGAAUUGCGUGUUUCACGUACUUCGACAGCGUAUACCGCACUUCACUGCCGGAGCGCUCACCGCGCUAUGGCGGAGCAAGACGCCAGAUCACACCGCCCGUGUCCUCGGCAUCCUCUUUCAGCGCGUUGUGUUGUACGCUGAGCUGAUCGACGCGGCCGAGGUCGUAUCCAAGAACGCCGAGUUCGGGCGCGUCUUCGGCGUCGACUUUGACGCCGUCGUCUUCCGCGGUUCCCAGUUCAAGGUCGAGUCGUUCCUCUUCCGCCUCGCCAAGCCUGAGAGUUUUAUCCUCGUCACGCCCUCCCGCGCCCAGGUGGGACUGCAGAAUGCGCCCUUCGCCGUGCCCCUGAUCGCCGAGCCCGAGAGCAAGUAUUACUCGCACCCAGUCAUUGUGCUCGACUUUCAGAGCCUGUACCCCUCCGUCAUGAUCGCGUACAACAUCUGCUACUCAACAUGCUUGGGACGCGUGGAGAAGUUUAAGGGUACGGACAAGUUUGGAUUCACCGAACUCAAGGUGUCGGACGGCAUGCUCGAGCUGCUGAAAGACUACUUGACGGUGACGCCGAACGGGAUGGUGUUCGUCAAGCCGGCGGUAAGGAAGAGUCUACUGGCCAAGAUGCUCGGCGAGAUUCUCGACACGCGUGUCAUGGUCAAGCAUGCGAUGAAGGGUGCAAGGGGAGAUAAGGCGCUUAACCAACUCCUCAACGCACGCCAGCUCGCCCUCAAGCUCAUGGCAAACGUGACGUACGGCUACACGUCCGCGACUUAUUCUGGCCGCAUGCCGUGUAUCGAGAUUGCUGAUUCGAUCGUGCAGACUGGCCGCGAGACCCUCGAGAAGGCGCAGGAACUUAUCCACUCGCGCCCAGAGUGGGACGCCACCGUUGUUUACGGCGACACAGACAGCUUGUUCGUCUCACUCCCCGGCCGGUCCAAGGAACAGGCCUUCAAGAUCGGGCACGACAUUGCGCGCGCAGUCACGGCGAUCAACCCCAAGCCCGUCACACUCAAGUUUGAGAAGGUGUACAUGGGCUGCAUCCUCAUGGCGAAGAAACGCUACGUAGGAUUCAAGUACGAGCGCCCAGACGAGACGGAACCUUCCUUCGAUGCCAAGGGCAUCGAGACGAUCCGGCGUGAUGGCUUCCCAGCGCAGGCCAAGCUCGAGGAAGUAUGCCUGAAGAUGCUCUUCCGUGGCAACGACCUGAGUGAGAUCAAGGCGCAUUGCAGGUCGGAGUGGGGCAAGAUCCUCGCUGGCCGCGUCUCGAUCCAAGACUUCAUCAUCGCAAAGGAAGUGCGUUUGGGGACCUACUCUACAAAGGUACCCCCACCUCCGGGCGCGGCCGUGGCGUUCCGGCGUAUCCUUAAAGAUCCACGCGACGAGCCACAGUACGCCGAGCGCGUGCCCUACGUCAUUUCCAACGCCGAGGGCCGGCGCCUGAUCGACCGCGCUCGCACGCCCGAGGAAAUGCUGGCGUCACGCUCACUUGGUAUCGACGCAGAAUACUAUAUCCGCAACCUCCUUAUUCCGCCUCUCGCCCGUAUCUUCAACCUCGUAGGCGGCGACGUCGAGCAAUGGUACGACAGCAUGCCCCGCGCCCGCGCUGCUAAGCGGUACGGCGGGGUUGCGGCGCGCAUCGACGCGCAUUUUGCCUCGCUGCAUUGCCGGAUUUGCGGGGACGAAGGCGGACCCGUUUGUGUGGCGUGUAAACGAGGCCCAGACGUUGCGGCUACGGCGCUGCUGGGGCGCGAGAACGCCGUACAGGCCCGCGCGAGGGAUUUACAUUCCAUCUGCACUUCUUGUUCUGGCACGCCGCCAGUCGAGACGGUGCUCUGCAAUAGCGCAGACUGCCCAGUCAUGUAUGCGCGGGUCGUGGCGGAACGGGAUGCAGCCGACGCGGCUGAGGCGCAUGGCUUGCUGGCUCAACUUGAGUGGUAG